CGCUUAUCACAUGUGCAAGUAAACCUUAGCAAGAAUCAGCUCUUAAGCUACUCUUAUGCCUAUCCUAUCUUACUUAGCUUCAAUUUCUUUGAAACGUUCCUCACUAAGAUGGUAAGCAUCAGCUCCGUUGGCUCCCGCAAGGUCCCUUUCUUCUUUUGUUACAGUUUUUCCUAGUUGGUCUUGGAGCAGCUAACAUUGACGAUUUCAUGGGAUCACCAGAUGAUUCCGGGUCACAGACAUUGGAGAUGAAGAAAAACUCAAAAGCUUCAUUCUUGUCGUGCUUUGUCGUAAAAGAAAUUACAGCACGGAUGACCAAAGUAAGCUGAUAAGUACAAAAGAAAGUCAAAAUUUCAAAGGUUAGUAGUUCAGAUCGGCGUCAAAGAACAAUGUUUAAUUACCGAGGCAAGAAGUAAUAUAUUUAGGAACGCCAUGCAAAGUGUUGGAUUACAACCAACUAGCUAGGGUGUAAAUUGUACUAUCAAACAAUUCGGGGAAAACUUAAAAUAGUUUCAAAAUUUUGGGGCUCAAAAACCUUAACUUUCAUCAACACUUAAAUAAUUUACUUUCGGAUUGUUAUCUCAUUUUUUUUUUUGAAUUUUCAAGGCUGGGAAAAAAAUGGAAAUUACCGAAACAGGGACUAGAUGGUAAUUUUCACGUGAGCUAGUGAAAAAUGGAAACUAAACAACGGCUAUAUUUGAUGACGAUCAUAGUACGAUUUGGUUGCAAGGAGAGAGACCAGAUAGUUAUUUAGUGUAAACACAACACAACCAUUCUUCCUCUCACUUUCUCUUCUCUCAUACUCAAUUCUCAAACUCGCUCUCUCUCUCAGAACUUGAUUUUUCUAAUACCUCAGACCAAGAUGAAUACGUAUUACGGCGAUCUCACGGAGACGUGGUCAAAUUUCUCUCUCUUGGUGGAUACUGCGGCUUUGCUGCACGAACAAGAACACAAGCCAACAUGUUACACGGAGAAGAAGAAGACCGUAUCUCGAAAAGAAGAAGACGAACAUAGAAUGAAGAGAAUCUUCCAUCUUUUCCGAAGAAAACCAAGAUCAUCAUCCGUAAAGAAACCUCUUCAAAACCCUAACGGUGCUUCCACUUCUUCACAACUCUUCGAUCUUAACAAGAUUCCUUCAGAUAAAAACCCUAGUUCCCUAUCGACUUCCUCCUCGUGCCUAACAGAGAACAACAACACAAGCAGCCGCAAGAGACGUGCCGUGCAAGAAAGAAAUCAACGCUGUUUCAAGAAAGCAAAGGUGUCACCUUUAUUCACAUGGGAGGGGAAAGACACGCCGGAUUGGAUGAUCCAGUUGAUGAGAAGCACGAAAGGAGCUGCAGACCCGAUGCUUAUCUUCGAGAAGACUCUGUUCGAAACCGAUGUCAAACCAAGCCAGAGCCGUCUCUCGAUCCCUUUCCACAAACUGAUACGUAACGACUUCCUGACACUGGCUGAGUCGAGAAUCAUCGAGGAAGACAUCAGCAACAGAGAAAAGAUGGGUUUGGGAGCGGUUCUUGUCGAUCAAGGCAGCAAGAAGUGGGGUGUGUUUCUCAAGAGAUGGGAGAUGAAUGGUUCUUGGAACUACGCUUUGGUUUGUGGGUGGAACGAUGUUGUGAAGGCUAAUGGAUUGAAAGAUGGAGACAGCAUUAGUCUUUGGUCUUUCAGGUGCCGAGGAGUCCUCUGUUUUGCUCUUGUUCCUCUUCCCAUGUGACAGAGUUAGAGCUCUUCUUUUGCUUUCUCUGUGAUAACUUCUUUUAGUUGAGACGAUUUUGUAGGUUUUGGUACAGUUGUGUUUGAUCUUACAACACCUUGUUGGGUUUACCUCAAGUGAUUUUUAGUUGUUGCCUGAUUCUGUA
Molecule: messenger RNA, 1853 nt
Organism: Brassica napus (rape)
Lineage: Eukaryota; Viridiplantae; Streptophyta; Magnoliopsida; Brassicales; Brassicaceae
Product: B3 domain-containing protein At3g25182
Exons: 1
Coding region: 860-1708 (282 amino acids)
Molecular function (GO): DNA binding
Source: RefSeq, a predicted model, not a curated record